Molecule: messenger RNA, 3117 nt
Organism: Cavenderia fasciculata
Lineage: Eukaryota; Evosea; Eumycetozoa; Acytosteliales; Cavenderiaceae
Exons: 3
Coding region: 1-3117 (1038 amino acids)
Biological process (GO): protein phosphorylation
Cellular component (GO): nucleus
Molecular function (GO): mRNA binding; ATP binding; protein binding
Source: RefSeq, a predicted model, not a curated record
AUGAUUAAACAACAAGGAGGUAGAACAAGUACAAGAGGUGGAGGGUCAGCAGAGGAUGACCAGAAAAAUUCAUCGGAAUGGGUACAGAGACAUACCAAUCUGAUGAAUACACCUGACACCUACUUUUGUACAAAAAGUGGAUUAGAUAGAAGAAUAAAAGAUGGAGAUAAUGAAGACGAAGAUGGUAAUUAUGAUGAUGAUGAAGAUGAAGAGUAUCUAGAGAAUUUAAAUGAAAAGUUUCAAAAGAAUAUGAAGUUGUCAUCAUCUUCCUCUUCUUCAUUGAAUGGUGCUAGCAAGAACAAGAAUAACAAGAAUAAUAAGACACAGACAUCGUCAACAUAUCGUAUGGAUAGGUCAAUAACAUCAUCACAAGGUAAACAUGGACAAGUGUUUUUUGUAAAGUCUGCUGCUGGAACUGGGUCGUUGUUGUCGUCGUCGUCGUCGUCGGGUUCCAACACCACCACAACCACUGCCACAUUGUAUGCAGUCAAGAGACAGUAUAUAGCAGCACCAAAAGAUGGAUUAGACAAGUGUUAUAGAGAGUUGUUGAUCUUUCAGCAGUUGGGUGCGAUGAUGGAUACAAACAAGUGCUGUAACUUUAUCAAACUUAUCGAGUGGUACAAGUCGUUGCCGUCAUCUGACGCGGACCGUGACAACAACCUAUUGUCCAAACACGCUAUUCCCAAGAGCGACCUACAGUCACAACAGUACAUGAACUAUGUGAUGGAGUAUGCCAACCUCAAGAGCAUGGCAGACUAUCGAGUUGGCCAAGAAAUCACUCUUGACCACUUCCAAUCCAUGCUCUUUCAAAUCAUCUAUGCUCUCUCUAUUUCGCAGAAAGAGAUGGAGUUUAUGCACAACGAUCUUCAUAUUGGCAACAUUCUAUUACAGUCGUUUAAAGAGCCACAAAAGUACAUCAUGUACCGUGACGCCGACCGUCGUUGGUUUGUAGGUCACAAUAUUGUCAAAAUUAGUGAUUAUGGUCUCUCUCGUAUUAAAUUAAGUAAUAAUAAUAAUAAUAAUAAUGGUUCAAAGGGUACUAUUAUUUAUAACCCAAAGAAUGCAGAUAGUAAACAUUUCAUUGGAACGUACGAUCUCAUAAAGUUGGUUACAUCGAUCAACAGUAUUAAAAUAUCCGAUAUUGGAGCACCAGCCAAUGCAGAGCUAAAAAAACACCUCGUUAACCUUAAAAAGAGAAUGUUGAUGUUUGUCUAUCCCAACCAACUCUUAUCACAUCCCUUCUUUGAAUCACUCCAAUACCCACCCGAAGAUGCAACCAUUGACAAUUGCAUUAGAAUUUCAAGUGAUGGAGUGAUCGAUGAUCAAGAUGACACUGAAUUCUUUAAAUCAAUCUUGGAAGGUGAAGAAGAAGAGGUUCAAGUGGAGAUAAAUUCAGAUUCAGAAGACAACAACAAUAACAAUAACUAUUCACAACAACAACCACCAUCAACACCUGUAUCCAAGCAAUCAGGAAACAUAUUCAAAUCACCAAUGCCAUCAUCAACAAUCAAAAUUCAUAAAACACCUGGAUCAGUUUCACGUGUUGUUGUAGUGACACCCCAUAAAACACCCAAAUCAGUGGUUCGUUCCAAUCUUGCCAUCGUUUCUACACCAAAUGAAUAUAAACUUUAUCUAAAGAGUUUUAAUUCAAGAUUAAGUAAAAGAAAUCUAAAAUUGGAUUUCAAAGUCAAAGAAGAAGAAAAAGAGGAAGAGAAAGAGGAGGAAAAGGAGGAUUCAGAAGAAGAUGAAGAAGAUGAAGAAGAUGAAGAGGAUGAAGAGGAUGAAGAAGAUUCUGAUCAAGAUUCAAUCGAUGAAGAAAUUAAAAGUUUAAGAUUAAAGAUUCACCAAGCUCAAACAAGUGAUCAAAAAGAUCAACAACUAGAUUCAGAAGAAGAAACGGAUGAGGAAGAGGAGGAAGAAGAAGAAGAAGAAGAAGAGGAAGAGGAAGAGGAAGAGGAAGAGGAAGAGGAAGAAGAAAAGGAAAAAGAGGAAGAAGAAAAAGAACAAGUAGUUCCAGUUCCAGUUGUCAAUCGUAGAAAAAAACUAAUCAAAACUGGAAAAAUUAAAACAAGAAGAUCGAUACUCAGAAUGAGCGAUAGAUAUAGAGACAGAGAUAGAGAAUAUCGAGAUAGAGAUCAUAGAGGAGGUGAUAGAAACGAUAAUUAUAAUCGAUCAUAUGACAAUAGAGAUAGAGGAGGAGGAGGAGGAGAUAAUAGAGAUAAUUAUAGAGGAGGAGGAGAAAGUAGAGAUAGAGUAGAUAAUAGAGACAAUAGAGACAAUAGAGACAAUAGAGGAGAUAAUAAUAGAGAUGGUCAACGCGGAGGAUACAAUAAUAAUAAUAAUAAUAGAGGAGGAAGACCCAAUAAUAAUAGAGAUAUAAAUAAAGACGAAGAAUAUAAACGAUUGAGAGAAUUAAAGAAUAUAGAUCGAACGAAAAGAGAAAGACAACAUAAAGAAGAGGAAGAAAGAUUUGGAAAGAUGAGCGAAGAAGAUAGAUACGGUAAAAAGAGAUUUGAAAGAGAUGAAGAUCAACAAGAAGACGACCAAGAUGAUAGACCAAAGAAAAAGAAGGAACAACCCGAUUUCAAACCAUCGGGAGCAUUGAUAGAUGACCUAAAGAUGAAGAGUAGUGGAACGGAAUCAGUCAGCGCGGCUGCAUCGACAGUAGCUUUGAAAUGGACUGAACCACACGAGGCUAGAUUACCAACCAAACGAUUUGUACUAUACCCAUUCAAAGAUGGAAAAUCACUUGAUCCAUAUCACCUCCACCGACAAAAAUCCUAUCUCAUUGGUCGUGAUCGAACCAUUUCCGAUAUUCCAGCUGAUCAUCCAUCCUGUUCAUCUCAACAUGCCAUCAUUGUCUAUAGAAUGGUAAAUACAGAAGUUGAUGGUGAAUCGGUUAAAAUUAUAAGACCAUAUUUAUUGGAUUUAGAUAGUACAAAUGGAACAAGUUUAAAUGGAAACAAAGUUGGUACAUUACAAUACAUAGAGUUAAGAUCAAGAGAUAUGAUUAGAUUUGGAUUGAGUUCACGUGAAUAUAUAUUACUACAAGAAGACGAAAAAGAUGAUGAAAGUAGUGGUGACAGCGACAAUGAAAGUAAUUCUGAUGAUAACUAA